Molecule: messenger RNA, 1176 nt
Organism: Truncatella angustata
Lineage: Eukaryota; Fungi; Ascomycota; Sordariomycetes; Amphisphaeriales; Sporocadaceae
Product: concanavalin A-like lectin/glucanase
Exons: 3
Coding region: 1-1176 (391 amino acids)
Biological process (GO): carbohydrate metabolic process
Cellular component (GO): extracellular region
Molecular function (GO): hydrolase activity, hydrolyzing O-glycosyl compounds; cellulose binding
Source: RefSeq, a predicted model, not a curated record
AUGCAAAUGCAGCCAUUUCAGUGCGCAUGGAUUGCGCUGGUCGUCGGGUUUAUGGUAAUAUCGUCUGCUUCUGGGGAGUUUCCUACCACAGUGGAUGGGAAAUGCAACUGCUACCUAACCAACACGACUAGCCAGAGCUUCUUUAGCAGUCACAUGUUCUUCGAUUUCCGGAACAUGAAGCAAUAUGUCAACGUGACGCAGCCUCUUCAAGAUCCUGCAGCAAACAAUGAGGCUGGUGUGACGAGUCCAUACUUUUCCACUCCUGCAUGGAAGAGCUUCUGGGAGAUUCAGAGUUGGAAUAACAGUGCUAGGCUCGGUGGUGAAUCUGGGAGCGACGCAGCUGUGCUGAUGGUCAAUUCGCCGAACAACAUAUACUUCGCGCCAAACAAUGAUACCAAGGCGUCAUCAAAGACUUACCUUACACUGCGAACUAUUCGGCAUGAUAAUUUUCAAUCAGCAGCAGAAUUUGACUCGGUAUCCGGAACUUAUAAAUAUCUUAGCAUGCGGAUGCUUGCCAGAACUCGCGGCGCCAGUGGUGCUGUCACGGCGAUGUUCACCUACCGUGGCGGUGAUGCGAGUACCAACGUGCAAGAGGCAGAUCUUGAGAUUCGCACAAAGGAUCCGGUCAACACAAUUCAGUACACAAAUCAGCCGACACUUUCUAACAGUACCGGAUCGACCCAAAACAUCACACUACCUGCGCACCUAGCAUGGAGCGACUGGCAACAUCACCGAAUUGACUGGACGCCGGGGGCCAGCACCUGGUUUGUCAACGGGAAGCAGGUUUCUCGUAUCACGGCGCAGACGCCCCGUGACCCAAGUCAAGUCCUUUUCAACGCCUGGAGCGAUGGCGGCAGUUGGGCUGGUAGCAUGGCUAUCGGCUCGGAGGCAUACCUACAAAUUCAAUGGAUCGAUAUGGUGUUUAACAACACAGACGCCGGGAGCGUGGGAGUCAAUCCGAACGCAGGACAUGGCGGCCGUUGCUCGAACGUCUGUAGCAUCGACCAGACAAAGACGAUCGGCACUCCGGUGUUGAUCUCGACUGAUGCGAGAGGAGGGCAAUCCUGUUCCGCUGCCAAAUACGGACAAUGCGCUGGACGAAAUUGGAAUGGUUGCAUCAACUGCGCCCAGGGCUCGUGCAAAUAUCAGAACGACUGGUACUCCCAGUGCCUAUAG